AUGGCCAUUUUUAACUCUCCUCGGUCAUUUCAAAAUGUCAAUGCCCAAGCCCCUAUGGGCUUCAACCGCUCCUUCAUGGCAAGCGCCCAUGAGAGCCACCCGCCAUUCCUUCACCUAGUCCUGCUCGUUUUUGAAGCUGUGCUGGAGGUCGUCUGUGUUAGUCUUCCUGGCUACAUUGCUGCUCGUACGGGCAUGUUCGACGCCGAUGCGCAGAAGCUAGUGGCAAAUCUCAAUGUGACCUUGUUCACUCCCUGCCUGAUCUUCACAAAAUUGGGUUCUCAGUUGACUGCUGAGAAGCUGACCGAUUUGGCAAUCAUCCCCGUCAUCUUCAUUGUACAGACCUUCGUGUCAUACUUCUGCUCGUUCGUUGUGACAAAAUGCUGCCGCUUCAAGAAGCGCCAGUCCAAUUUCGUGGCUGCCAUGGCGGUCUUCGGAAACUCAAACUCCCUUCCCAUUUCUCUCGUUGUGUCACUCUCGCAAACCCUCAAGGGCCUCCAUUGGGACCGAAUCCCUAAUGAUAAUGACGAUGAAGUCGCCGCACGCGGAAUCCUAUACCUCCUCAUCUUCCAGCAACUGGGUCAGCUCGUGCGUUGGAGUUGGGGUUACCACGUUCUCCUAGCUCCCAAGGACCGAUACCUGGAAGAAGCAGAGCGUGAUGAGACCGGUCAGUCUAUCAUUGAACAGGGCCAAGCGCGUUACAGCGACAACCCAGAUCAGACGGACCCAGAUGAACCCCUCGUCCGAACGCGCAGCUCAGACGAUCUCCACCGCGCGCAUCACACACAAAGUGAUCGCUUCCACUCUGGCGACCAAACCCCCGUUUCCACACGCGCGUACUCCUAUUCCAAGCUUUCCACCGCUUCGGACUACCCGGACUCAGACGAUACCCCAUCAGUGAUUGGCCCGCCCCCCACUGGCCCGUUCCUGGCGCGCCAAAGCACCCAGGGCGAGAUCCUCCAGUUCCCCGACGUGGAAAACACGGCUCGGCAGGUCCAAGAAGCAGAGCAAACUCGCUUCCAGCGCUUCAAAGCAUCUCUUCGCAAAUCGCGAGACCGUCUCAACCGCUGGCGCGAGAAGAAAGUCAAAGCGCUGCAUGCGCGUCUCCCUACAAAGGUGCAGAAAGGACUGGCCUCGGUCACAAGCGCGAUGCGUCGCUUCUGCAAUGGUCUCUGGGACUUCAUGAACCCGCCUCUGUGGGCCAUGCUCGUGUCGAUUGUCAUUGCUUCCGUUCCCGAACUUCAACGGCUGUUCUUCGAUGAGGGCACCUUCGUUCGCAACUCUGUAACUCGCGCUAUCGACCAGAAUGGACAAGUUGCUGUACCCCUGAUUCUAGUGGUGUUGGGUGCCAACCUUGCGCGCAACACGAUUCCCAAGGAGGCGUUGGUCGAUAUUGAGCAUCCCAACGAGGAGCGCAAAUUGAUCAUCGCGUCAUUGGUUGCGCGCAUGCUGCUUCCCACUAUCAUCAUGGCCCCACUUCUGGCGCUUAUGGCAAAGUACGUGCCUAUCAGUAUCCUCGACGACCCAAUCUUCGUGAUCGUUUGCUUCUUGCUCACUGGCGCGCCGUCGGCUUUGCAGCUGGCGCAGAUCUGCCAGAUCAAUAACGUCUUUGUGGGCGCUAUGUCGAAGCUCCUGUUCCAGAGCUACGUUGUCUGGAUCCUGCCCUCCACUCUCGUGCUGGUCAUGUGCGCCUUGGAGGUCGUCGAGUGGGCUGCCGCCUCUUCGUAA
Molecule: messenger RNA, 1725 nt
Organism: Penicillium salamii
Lineage: Eukaryota; Fungi; Ascomycota; Eurotiomycetes; Eurotiales; Aspergillaceae
Source: the annotation of a GenBank genome assembly